AUGAACUACCUCGAAGAGGAAGGCCCAUACGAUGGAGUCAUCGCUUUUAGCCAGGCUGCCACGAUGAUUCUCACAUACCUCGCCCAUGUUGCGCGACAAAAUGCCCUCGGCCAUAAUACUCCCGCGCCAUUCAAAUUUGCAAUCUUUAUCUCGAUUGUCCAUUGCCCAGUCGAUUACGAGGCAUUUCAGCGUGGUGAGAUUAUUGAGAUUUGCCCAAAGAAUGCCAAAGGCGUGGUGGGUAUCCCUACCGUCCACAUAUGGGGUGCAUUGGAUGAUGACCCAGAGAGCGCUUCGAGAGCAGCUCAGAUCUGUAAGGAUGAUGUGAAAUGGAUCUAUGUCCACGAACGAGGCCAUGAGGUUCCCGGUGUCGCUUCCGGUCUUGAAAUGACUCGGAUAGUGAACAAUAUCCGUCGGGCGCUGGAAACGGCCAAUGACCAAGACAGUAGCCAAGAAGCCUGA
Molecule: messenger RNA, 459 nt
Organism: Aspergillus calidoustus
Lineage: Eukaryota; Fungi; Ascomycota; Eurotiomycetes; Eurotiales; Aspergillaceae
Source: the annotation of a GenBank genome assembly